Messenger RNA from Trichoderma virens Gv29-8, 324 nucleotides. RefSeq lists its product as uncharacterized. The record is from RefSeq and is a predicted model, not a curated record. The annotation marks the transcript as partial. The transcript has a single exon. NCBI's taxonomy places the organism in Eukaryota, Fungi, Ascomycota, Sordariomycetes, Hypocreales, Hypocreaceae.
UCCGACAAGAAGAGUCCCCGCUGGAUGUCGCAAGUCAAGAAUUGGCUGGCAACCAGCGAACCCUCAACCCAAGCGAUGAAGGACCAGAAAAAGGACGCGUACAAAAAGCACGGCGUCCACUUAAAAGACCCGCAAGCCGCUGUAAAGAUGCACUCUCCCAUGGGAAAAGUGCCGCUGGAUGCUAUUACUUCCACGUCAGGCCCUACCCCCGAGAAGGUCCUCAAGGAAAAAGUUCGUGCAAAGGAGACACCGACAUCAGGUGCUAGACAUAGCCGCGGCUCACAGUCCAUAUCAAGCAGCUCCUCUUCGCUGCCGAGCGUGAAG